This is a messenger RNA of Closterium sp. NIES-67, 2625 nucleotides long. The record is from the annotation of a GenBank genome assembly. NCBI's taxonomy places the organism in Eukaryota, Viridiplantae, Streptophyta, Zygnematophyceae, Desmidiales, Closteriaceae.
UAUCCGACAUACACAUGCGCUUGUGUCGGCCCAGCAAAAUGCCCCCUCCCCGUCUCUCUGUCGUCAAUCGCGCGGAGCGCGCCAUAAGCACUCACACAGCUCGUUCGCGGCGAGGCCCGAUGUCGCGGUGCUGGUGCAUGCACGACCCUCCGGAGUCGCGGUACAAACCAACAGCCUCGUCGCUCUACGGUCGUCUGCCGCCGCGCCCAUUCAUACCCUUGCACGAAUUCCAUUGCAUAUUUUCGUCCCGUCUCGCUGAACAGUGGGCGUCAGUACAGCCGGUGCCGACCGUCGUUUCUCACUGCUUGCGACAGCCGUGUCUCUCUCCGAGCCUCCAGCAACUCCCCCGCGAAGUCGUCCCUUCGCCCUUCCAGCUAACGUAUGCGGCCGCUUAAGACGGGCUAUCCUAGCGGUUGCGAGGCUCUGGUUAAGACUGUUUUUCCCCUUCACCUCUCGUCGUCAUGGCGCAAGUGGGCAGCGGCGGCAGCGGUGCGGACGUGGAGGGGUGGGUGGGGAGGUGCGCGUUCCUGGCGGUGGAAGGCCGGGAGGACUGCGCGCACGCUGGGGAGCGUUGGAGCGCGGGAACGAGGGGAGCGGCGGAGGAGGAGGCGGGGCGGGGGCGGAAGAACACGGUGGAGGUGGUGGCGGCUCUCGCGCUCGUCACGCGCCUGUGUGGCGGCAGUGAGCGCCCGGCAGCACAGUGGCAGCAGCAGCUGGAGCGGCUGCUGCCGCUUCACGCCUUCCAUCCGCCUCGUCGAGUGGUGGUGGUGGUGCCAACGCGGGAGCAGCAGCAGGCGGCAGAGAGGGCGUGGAGCCGGCUGCAGAGGCAGCAGGGGCGGCAGCAGGUGGCCGCAACAGGCGCAGGCGGGGCGGUGGAGGUGCGGGUGGUGGUGGCGGGGCUGCCGAGCCUCCUCCCCACUGACCUGGCCUCAUGUGACUUGGCGCUGAUCACAGCCGUGUGCGCACCGCCCUCUCAACCCACCUCCGGCGACGUGCACUCGCUCUGGCCCCCAACCAGGCCGAGGGGUGGGAGUGGAAGGGGGCGGAGCAGCUGCGAUCAGAGCUGAUGCUGGCAUAUGCGGGUCUGCAGGUGUCUGUGCGCAUGUUGCAGCGCGCCCAGCAGCACCUCACUGCCUGGCUGGAGGAGCUCCACACCAGCCUGAGCAGCGAGCAGGACAUGUGCUCUCCACUGGCUGCAACGCCAAGCAGUGCCUCUCCUGCAUCACCUUCAGUGCCAGCCAGUUGUGACGCCACAGCAGCAUUAUUGUUGGCAUGUCAUGUGGCAUCCAUCUCCCCUCCGCCGCCCAUCACCGCUCUGCAGCACAAGUUGGCUCUCUGGUGCUACCGUUGGUUGUCCCGCCUCUCCGCGCUCCUCUCCUCUCCACGCCACCUCCACCGCCGCGCCAUGCCCGCUGCCGACUCGCACCUUCCCCGCCUGCAAGCCUCCUUCGCCCUCCUCUCUGCCUCCUUCCACCGCCACCUGCUCUCGUCCCACUGCCAGGUGGAUGACGUGGCACUGCCAUGGGUGAAGAGGGGGGAGGUGCGGAGGCUGGCGAGCACGGGGGGGAGUGGGGAGAUGGAGGGGACGAAGGCUGUGGAAAUGGUGAUGUGUGUGUGGGAGAGAGAGCAUGAGAAGAGGUUAAGGGAAUCACAGCAAGUGGCGCGCAGUGGAGCUGUGAGCUGCUCAUCUGAGCUCCUCACCUGCAUGCAGCAGGUUCUGCGUGCUUCCAAACUAAACUCCCCUGCCCGUGCCCCUGCUGUGUGUGAGCUCCCGGUCACAGCACGUCCGCCACCAUCUCCACUCUCCCCUCUCCUCACCCUCCUCCCCCUCAUCGAGCAUUUGCUCGCCCUUCUCCCUGCCACCACGCUCUUUCACUCUCAAUCCGCCAUCCUCGCAUCCCACGCUGCCACGCCUCUUCACCACCUCUUCACCUCCCUUCUCCUCCACCCUUUCCCUCCCCUCCCUUCGUCCCACAAGCCCACCCACUCGUGCUGGCCGCACCACGUCUACCACUCCCUGCUGCACCCCACCCUUGCAGCGCUGCUGGUACAUACCGUUGGGUUUGAGCUGCACUGCACAAUGUUGGCAGCCGCACCGCACCUGCAGUGUGACGACUUUGAAGGUCUCUCCUCCGAGCUCCAUUGACGUUCUAGUCCGCGUGACCAUGUUUGUGGCUGUAUUGUGUUUGAGACAAGGACCGUGUUACGUUGUGCUUCGUGUAAAUAAACCAUGGCGCAUUUGUUGGGCUGGUAGAUCUGAAUUAAGUGGCCUUGGGUUUAGGGUAAAUUCACAGCUUGUGCAUUGUGUAUGGAAUAAGGUAGGCAGGUGGAAACUGUUGGGCUGAUAAAAGCCCUUAGGAUCUUUCCAGAGACUAAGUCCCAGUUGAAAGUGAGACUUGAGUAGUGCAGCGGAAGUUGAGUAGUUGAGUUGAACCCUUGUACUAGUAUAUGAGAACAAAGACUAAGUCCCAGUUGAAAGUGAGACUUGAGUAGUGCAGCGGAAGUUGAGUAGUUGAACCCUUGUACUAGUAUAUGAGAACAAGUGAUUGAUUAAAGUGAACAAGCAUACAGCAAUAUAUAGAAAGUAGAAAACAAGCAGUUGUAGAAUACAGUUGAAUGGCGGUU